AUGCCUGAUGUCUCAAAGAAAUCAGGAGCGGCCAAGAAGGGGUCCAAAAAAACCAUCAAGAAAACGCCACCAAAGGGCGGCAAGAAGAGGAAGAGAUCCAGGAAAGAGAGCUACUCCAUCUACAUCUACAAGGUGAUGAAGCAGGUCCACCCAGACACCGGCAUCUCCUCCAAGGCCAUGAGCAUCAUGAACUCGUUCGUCAACGACAUCUUCGAGCGCAUUGCCGGCGAGGCCUCCCGCCUGGCCCACUACAACAAGCGGCAGACCAUCAGCUCCCGGGAGAUCCAGACCGCCGUGCGCCUGCUGCUGCCCGGGGAGCUGGCCAAGCACGCCGUGUCGGAGGGCACCAAGGCGGUGACUAAGUACACCAGCUCCAAAUGA
This is a messenger RNA of Carcharodon carcharias (great white shark), 381 nucleotides long. Its product is annotated as histone H2B 7. The transcript is spliced from 2 exons. Gene Ontology annotation, molecular function: protein heterodimerization activity; structural constituent of chromatin; DNA binding. Lineage: Eukaryota; Metazoa; Chordata; Chondrichthyes; Lamniformes; Lamnidae. The record is from RefSeq and is a predicted model, not a curated record. Gene Ontology annotation, cellular component: nucleosome. Bases 1 to 381 code for a protein of 126 amino acids.